AUGUCCAAAUCUUGGGGAAAUGUAAUUUUAGCCAAGCAUUUUUACCAAAAAUAUGGGGCUAAUGUGCUCCGUUACCUUUUUUUGAAUAGCCAUUACAACCAAGUAAUUAAUUUCAACGAAAAAUUGCUCCAACAGGCUCAAGACUACACGCAAAAGAUUAAAAAUCUCCUUAAAAGAUUAAAAUUACAUUUUUAUUGGCAAAAAAUAAUUAUUAAUCAGCAAAAAGUUAACAAAAGUAAUCCAUUUUAUCAAGAAGUUAUUCAGGCUUUGGCUAAUAAUCUGAAUACUAUUAAAGUGUUUUAUUACUUAGAGGGAAUAAUUUAUCGUUUAAAUAAGGAAUUAGACAAACAAAAAGAAGCAAACUUAAUCCAAGAAUUAAGUGGCAUUUUUUACUUUAUUUUAGACAUUUUAGGAUUUAAAUUUGAGUUAGUUGCUUAUAAUUGA
This is a messenger RNA of Entrophospora sp. SA101, 444 nucleotides long. The record is from the annotation of a GenBank genome assembly. NCBI's taxonomy places the organism in Eukaryota, Fungi, Glomeromycota, Glomeromycetes, Entrophosporales, Entrophosporaceae.